AUGGCUGGUGGAGGCAUUGCUGUAGGUGUUGCUGGGGCUCGUGCAACCCAGUAUGAGGCAAAGAUCACGCCAGCCGUCAUUCUGAUCUGCCUUAUUGCAGCUUCGGGCGGCCUGCUGUUUGGGUAUGACCUUGGUGUCACUGGAGGAGUGGCGUCCCUUGACGACUUCCUCAGCGACUUCUUCCCAAGUGUGGUGAGGGGCAAGGCCAAUGCCGCCCAGAACCCCUACUGUCAGUAUGACUCACAGCUGCUGCAGCUUUGGACUUCGACGAUGUUCAUUGCCGGCGCUGUAGCCGGUCUAAUUGCUGCGCUGGUCACCAGACGCUACGGCAGGCGUCUUACCAUGGUCGUUGGUGGCCUGGCAUUUCUCAUUGGAACUGGGCUUCUGGCCGGAGCUGUGCACAUCAGCAUGCUGUUUCUGGGCCGUGUGUUCCUGGGAAUCGGAGUUGGAUUUGCAAACCAGGCUGUGCCCCUUUACCUGUGCGAGAUGGCACCCCACUCCAUCCGAGGAGCCCUGAACAUCUGCUUUCAGCUGGCGACUACUAUUGGCAUCCUGGCAGCCCAGUGCAUCAACUAUGGCACAUCGUUUAUCACGCCGUGGGGCUGGCGGCUGUCACUGGGUCUGGCUGGCGUGCCUGCGUCGAUGCUGUUCCUGGGCGGCCUGUGCCUGCCAGACACCCCUGUCUCCCUCAUACAGCGAGGCCACCCAGACGUGGGCCGCAAGGUGUUGGAGCGCAUCCGAGGGACGAAGAAUGUGGAUGCGGAGUUCCUGGACAUGCAUGACGCUGUGGAGCUGUCCAAGCAGGGCAACUGGCGCAAGCUGUUCACGCGCACGCACCGGCCGCAGCUGACAGCCGCCGUGCUCAUUCCCUUCUUCCAGCAAUUCACCGGCAUCAACGCCAUCAUGUUCUACGCGCCCCAGAUUUUCAACUCCCUGGGCUCGGGCAAGUCUUCUUCGCUGCUGUCAGCUGUCAUCAUCGGUGCCAUCAAUUGCGUGGCCACACUCAUUGCCAUUUUCACUGUCGACAGGUUUGGGCGCAAGAAGUUGUUUCUGGAGGGCGGCAUUCAGAUGAUUGUGGCUGAGAUUGCCACCGGCAUUGUCAUGGCAGCAACCUUCCACACCAAUCAGGCUAAGAUCACCAACACCGCCGCUGUGGGAGUCCUGGUCCUUAUCUGCAUCUUUGUGUCGGGGUUUGCAUGGUCAUGGGGUCCUCUUGGAUGGCUGGUGCCAUCUGAGAUCCACACCAUCGAGACCAGGAGUGCCGGGCAGGCCAUCACGGUCUCCGUGAAUUUCCUGUUCUCCUUUGUCAUCGGGCAGGCCUUCCUAUCCAUGCUCUGCAAAAUGCGGUUUGGGGUCUAUUUCUUCUUCGCGUUCUGGGUGUGUCUCGCGACGAUCUACACUAUCUUCCUGCUGCCCGAGACCAAGGGAGUGCCGAUUGAGGAGAUGCAGCUGAUGUGGCGGACGCACUGGUUCUGGCGCCGUUUUGUGACCACCAAGCAGGAGCGCUGCGCCGACCACGCCCCCUACACGGUGGAUGGGAAGGAGGCAGAGAUGACCCAGCUGCCAGUCAAGGACCGCUCCCCAAUCAACAGUGUUGACGAGGGCACCGGUCGCAAGGACGGCAGCAAUGACCACGCAGCAUAG
This is a messenger RNA of Coccomyxa subellipsoidea C-169, 1644 nucleotides long. Its product is annotated as general substrate transporter. Lineage: Eukaryota; Viridiplantae; Chlorophyta; Trebouxiophyceae; Coccomyxaceae. The record is from RefSeq and is a predicted model, not a curated record. Gene Ontology annotation, molecular function: monosaccharide transmembrane transporter activity. The transcript is spliced from 17 exons. Gene Ontology annotation, cellular component: membrane. The coding region runs from base 1 to 1644 and encodes 547 amino acids. Gene Ontology annotation, biological process: monosaccharide transmembrane transport.